AUGGCAGACAGUCCGGAGAUCGAUGCCAUCUUGAAGCUUGUUAAUAUUGUCGCCGGAGUUAGCGCCGUAAAAGGCCUCCAUGAAGCCUUUCAGGCCGAUGUGUUUGUCGUUCUCAAUCUCCCCCGGCAACUCACUGAGCUCCUCCGUCACCUUGUCGGCGAACUGCCGGAGCGCGAACUUCAGGGCCUCGACGUACUGCCUGCGCGCGUGGGUGGUGAGUUGGUCGGUGGCUUGUUUGACCUGAGUAUUCACCUGACGCUGCAUUUCUCUAGUGACUUGGCCAGCCGCUGUGUCGAUGAAGGAGAGUAA
Messenger RNA from Babesia ovata, 309 nucleotides. RefSeq names its product N-methylhydantoinase B, putative. Bases 1 to 309 code for a protein of 102 amino acids. The transcript has a single exon. NCBI's taxonomy places the organism in Eukaryota, Apicomplexa, Aconoidasida, Piroplasmida, Babesiidae. The record is from RefSeq and is a predicted model, not a curated record.